GGUCCCGGAACGGUUCUGCCUGGAGAUGGAGCAGUUGCCGCCAGGCCCCGCGCGGCGGGCCGUGCGGCUCUCGGAUGCAGCGGGAGAGAGGGACACAGAGGCGCUCCUGCCAGCAGCCCAGGCCAUGGAGCUGCGGAAGCGAGACUACUGCGUGGAGCGACCGCUGCUGAACCAGGAGCAGCUGGAGGAGCUAGGUCGCUGGGGCCCCGCACCCAGGACCCACCGCUGGCGCACCUGGCUGCAAUGCUCCCGUGCUCGGGCCCAUGCCCUUCUGCUCCAGCAUCUCCCCAUUCUCGCCUGGCUGCCGCGCUAUCCUGUACGGGACUGGCUGCUGGGGGAUCUCUUGUCUGGCCUGAGUGUGGCCAUAAUGCAGCUUCCACAGGGCUUGGCUUAUGCCCUCCUGGCUGGAUUGCCCCCUGUGUUCGGUCUCUACAGUUCCUUCUACCCUGUCUUCAUCUAUUUCCUGUUUGGUACUUCCCGGCACAUCUCCGUGGGAACCUUUGCUGUCAUGUCUGUGAUGGUGGGCAGUGUGAUAGAAUCCCUGGCCCCGGAUGAGGACUUGCUAGCUGUCUCAAACGUCACAGUCAACCUGCCGGAUGCCUCAAACUUCACAGAUAAUGAGACUGCCAGGGAUGCAGUCCGGGUGCAGCUAGCCUCCACGCUAGGCGUCCUGGUUGGCCUCUUCCAGGUAGGGCUGGGCCUAGUCCGCUUCGGCUUUGUGGUCACCUACCUGUCUGAGCCCCUGGUGCGCAGCUACACCACAGCUGCGUCUGUGCAGGUCUUCAUCUCGCAGCUCAAGUAUGUGUUUGGCCUCCAGCUGAGAAGCCGCUCCGGACCACUCUCCCUCAUCUAUACAGUGCUGGAGUUCUUCUGGAAGCUGCCCCAGACUGUAGUGGGCACCUUGGUCACCGCCCUGGUGGCUGGACUAGCGCUGGUGGCCAUAAAGUUGCUGAGUGAGAAGUUGCGGCGCUACCUGCCCCUGCCCAUCCCAGGGGAGCUGCUCACGCUCAUUGGGGCCACAGCCAUCUCCUACGGUGUGGGCCUGGAGCAGCAAUUUGGGGUGGACAUUGUGGGCAACAUCCCCGCAGGGCUGGUGCCCCCUGUGGCCCCCAACCCACAGCUGUUUGCACAGCUCGUGGGAAACGCCUUUGCCAUCGCCGUGGUGGGCUUCGCCAUUGCCAUCUCGCUGGGGAAGAUCUUCGCUUUGAGGCAUGGCUAUCGUGUGGACAGCAACCAGGAACUGGUGGCCCUUGGCCUGAGUAACCUCGUUGGGGGCUUGUUCCAGUGCUUCCCCGUGAGCUGCUCCAUGUCCCGGAGCCUGGUGCAAGAAAGCACGGGGGGCAACACACAGGUUGCUGGAGCCAUCUCUUCCCUUUUCCUCCUCCUCAUCAUUCUCAAACUUGGGGAACUCUUCCGAGACCUACCCAAGGCAGUCCUGGCCGCUGUCAUCAUUGUGAAUCUGAAGGGCAUGUUGCUGCAGUUCAAGGACAUCCCCACCCUCUGGAAAACAAACCGGAUAGAUCUGCUCAUCUGGCUGGUGACCUUUGUGGCCACCAUCCUGCUGAAUCUGGACCUGGGUCUGGCGGUGGCAAUAGUCUUCUCACUGCUGCUCAUGGUGGUGCGAACGCAGCUGCCCCACUACUCAAUUCUGGGGCGGGUGCCAGACACAGAUAUUUACCGAGACGUGGCCGAGUACUCAGAGGCCAGGGAGGUCCCAGGCGUGAAGGUCUUCCGCUCCUCGGCCACCCUGUUCUUUGCCAAUGCUGAGUUCUAUGGUGAUGCACUGAAGCAGCGGUGCGGCGUGGAUGUUGACUACCUCCUCUCCCAGAAGAAGAAGCUGCUGAAGAAGCGAGAGAUGCAGCUGAAGCGACUCAAGAAAAGCAAAACCCAGCCUCAGACACAGGCUGAUCCUUCCAAGGUCACCUCUGUUUCCGUCUAUGUCAACCCCAGCCAGGGGGACAUCAAGAGCGAUGACAUGGAAGACUCAAGGGAAAAGGUGAAGCCCGGAGAUUACCUGGAUGGUGUGGCGGCCAGCAGUCAGGAAGAUGCCAAGGCACCGAGUGGGUCCAUGCUGAGGAUGCUGGGCCUGCCCCAGCCCGACUUCCAUAGCCUUGUCCUGGAUCUAGGCACGCUAUCCUUCGUGGACACUGUGUGCCUCAAAAGCCUGAAGAACAUUUUUCGUGAGUUCCGGGAGAUCGAGGUGGAGGUGUACAUCGCAGCCUGUCACAGCCCUGUUGUUGCCCAGCUCGAGGCUGGAAACUUCUUUGACACAUCUAUCACCAAACGCCAUGUCUUUGCCUCUGUCCAUGACGCUGUCACCUUCGCCCUUCAGCACCCAAGGCAAGAGCCCGGCAGCUCUGCUUUGGCCACAAAACUGUGACUGUGCCACCAAGCCUGCCUGAAACCGCCAGCACCUCUGCAAGUCGACAUGGGGUGCUCCAGGAACCCCUCUCUGCCCCCGAUCCACUCCUGGAGCUGCCCUGGAGUCCCCUCCAAGCACAUACACACAACUCAGGGAUGGAGGUCUGGGACUCCCAGUUCAGUGCUCUGGGCUGGGCUGGGGCGCCGUAGUCAGGCUGGCCUUGGCUAGGCGCAGGGACGGAGCCGCUGCCUGUUUUUAGCCUCAGGAAUAAAGAUUGAUUAGCUCCACUCCUCGCUCUGCUAUGCCACGGUGGGGACUGGGAUGAGGCUGGGGAAGGAGCGGUAGUCCACAACUUUGGCUCCUAACCCCUCUUACUUUCCAGAGGGGAGCUUUGGGGUCACAAACCAGAGUGCAAUUCAGGGAGGACAGGGCCAAGCAGGGAGAGUACAGAACAGGGGAGCAGUGGGAAGGGUCGGGACCCAGUGUGGGGGCACCCCACCCUAGUCAGAGCUGCUUCUCUGAUGUAAUUCUCUUCUCAGGGACCCUAGAUCAGGUGCAGAGAUGGUUCAGGGAGCCCCUGAGGAGAGGAAGAGGGCUGCUGAUCUAUAUUUGAAAUAGGCAAGCAUGGCUGCCUCCCCUGGCAUUCUUAUACGCGCCCUGUGAUUAGAUCAGCCUGGCUUGGCAGAGCCCUGUCAGUGUGUGGCUCUGCGGGCACAUGCAUUGGGGAUGAUGGGGUGGGUGCCCAAGCCUUCCUGGGCCUCAGUGCCUCAACGUUCAUGGCAGCAGUGGCAACGGUACACUACCUGGGCUGCCUGAUGAGUGAGAGAUGUGGAGAUGCCAGAGAGCACUGGGCGUGGACCAGCCACUCUGAACACACAGACUGUGCCACUUACCAGGUACAGACCAGGUUCCAGGCCUGGAUGUGGUUCCCACAAGAAUAGGCCAGCCCAGUGCUGUGUCAGCACCCAGAACUGGAGUUUGCUGGGUGCUCAGACUUGGUUGAGGGAGGCAGGUGUGGGAGAGCAGGCCGUAGGUGAUGCACCCAAGGCUGUAGAGUAGGGACUGCAUUUUCUCCAGGUGACACAUGGUGACUUUCCAGGAAAGGAAAACAGAACAGCGAUGGGGGAGGGGUGAGAAUAAUGAGGCCAGCAGAGACAGGAAGGCUGGGCAGGAAGACCCUACAAGCCAGCACCAGUUCAUUUUCAUCUACUCAAAAGGCAGAGUAGGGCCUGGCAUGAUAGCUUAGUGGCUAAAGUCCUUGUCUUGCCCAUGCAGGGAUCCCAUAUGGGUGCUGGGUUCCCAGCUGCUUCACUUCCCAUCCAGCUCCCUGCUUGUGGCCUGGGAAUGGAGUAGAGGACAGUCCAAAGCCUUGGGACCCUGCACCUGUGUAAGAGACCUGGAAGAGACUCCUGAUUCCUGGCUUCAAAUCAGCUCAGCUCUGGCUAUUGCAGCCACUUGGGGAGUGAACCAGCAGAUGGAAAACCUUUCUCUGUCUCUCCUUUUCUCUGUGGAUCUGAUUUUCCAAUGAAGAUAAAGUAAAUCUUUCAAAAAAAAAAAAAAGGAUGACAGAAAUCUUCCAUCUGCUGGUUGACUCCCUAGAUGUCUUUAACAGCCAGGGCUGGGCCAGGCCAAAGCCAAGAGCCAGGACCUUCAUCCUGGUCUCCAUAAUAGGAGACAAGGAUCCA
Messenger RNA from Ochotona princeps (American pika), 4047 nucleotides. It is a transcript of the gene SLC26A6, whose product is annotated as solute carrier family 26 member 6. The transcript has 21 exons. Gene Ontology annotation, molecular function: secondary active sulfate transmembrane transporter activity; chloride transmembrane transporter activity; bicarbonate transmembrane transporter activity. The record is from RefSeq and is a predicted model, not a curated record. Gene Ontology annotation, biological process: transmembrane transport. Gene Ontology annotation, cellular component: membrane. Lineage: Eukaryota; Metazoa; Chordata; Mammalia; Lagomorpha; Ochotonidae. The coding region runs from base 26 to 2380 and encodes 784 amino acids.